This is a messenger RNA of Prunus mume (Japanese apricot), 1348 nucleotides long. RefSeq lists its product as uncharacterized. Lineage: Eukaryota; Viridiplantae; Streptophyta; Magnoliopsida; Rosales; Rosaceae. The record is from RefSeq and is a predicted model, not a curated record.
GUGCUUUUUAGUGGGAAAAGGUUUCGUGAGCAAUUCAGCUACAUGGUCUCAGCUACUUCUGCAAGGGCGCACACUAGAAACAGAGCCACACCCUUCCAAUUUUCCUUAGGUGGGUUGAGCAAGAAGGUCUCAGCUUCCUGAGCCAGGGCUCACUCACACCACAAGGAACACAGCCAGACCCACUUCUUUUCAACUUUUUUCAGAAAUGAUUGUACCAGUAGCAAUAGCUUUGACAGUGGGUCUUCUAGGGUGGGCUUAUCAAGCACUAAAGCCUCCCCCUCCGAAAAUAUGCGGAUCGCCUGGUGGUCCUCCUGUUACUUCACCAAGAGUAAAGCUCAGUGAUGGUAGGCAUUUGGCCUACAGGGAGUUUGGAGUUCCAAAAGAAGAGGCAAAACACAAGAUCAUUGUCGUUCAUGGCUUUGAUAGUUCCAGAGAUUUGAGUUUACCUAUUGCUCAAGAACUUGUAGAGGAGUAUAGAAUAUAUUUCCUGUUCUUCGACAGAGCAGGCUAUGGAGAGAGUGAUCCAUAUCCAUCGCGUUCUGUCAAGAGCGAAGCAUUCGAUAUUCAAGAGCUCGCGGACAAGUUGCAGAUUGGGUCUAAGUUUUAUGUAAUCGGAAUCUCAAUGGGAGCUUACCCUAUUUGGGGUUGCUUGAAAUACAUACCACACAGAUUGUGUGGAGCUUCCCUGGUAGUUCCUUUUGUGCACUACUGGUGGCCUUGUGUUCCUGCUAAUAUAUCAAGAGAGAGCCUCAGCACUCUCCCCGUAUCAGAUCAAUGGGCGUUCCGAGUUGCACAUUACGCCCCUUGGUUAUUCCAUUGGUGGAUGACUCAGAAAUUUUUCCCUUCACUAAGUGUCUUGUGUGGAAAUACCUCAGUUUUCAGCCGUACAGAUUUAGAGAUGCUGAAGAAACUCUCAGAAGCACCAAGUGUUGGUCAGGAGAAGAAAACACAGCAAGGAGUCCACGAAUCUCUGUACCGAGACAUACUGGCUGGCUAUGCAAAGUGGGAAUUCGACCCAUCGGACCUGAAAAAUCCAUUCCCUGACAAUGAGGGCGCAGUUCACAUUUGGCGAGGCUGUGAAGACAAGAUCAUUCCUUAUAAACUAAACCGCUAUAUUGCAGAGAAGCUUCCCUGGGUUCACUAUCAUGAAGUUCCUGGUUAUGGCCAUUUGCUUUUUCUUGAGAGUCAUCUAUGUGAAGCUAUUUUUAAAGCACUUGUGCUUGGAGAAUAAGCUCCCAUGUUGAUAGCAGGCCUAAUAUCUAUAGGAUAUGUUGUAUUGAGCUGCCAUGGAUUCCAAAUUUAGGGGAAGAAGAGGAUAAUGGUAGAAAUGAUAAUUUUUGUUUUUUAA